This is a messenger RNA of Hordeum vulgare subsp. vulgare (domesticated barley), 4068 nucleotides long. RefSeq names its product protein starmaker-like. Gene Ontology annotation, molecular function: RNA binding. The transcript has 21 exons. The coding region runs from base 686 to 3859 and encodes 1057 amino acids. The record is from RefSeq and is a predicted model, not a curated record. Lineage: Eukaryota; Viridiplantae; Streptophyta; Magnoliopsida; Poales; Poaceae. Gene Ontology annotation, cellular component: nucleoplasm; cytoplasm; ASAP complex. Gene Ontology annotation, biological process: mRNA splicing, via spliceosome.
GAUAGGGUCCGUGUCGUGCUGAAUUCCAGCUUCCACGCCACAUUAGGCUUCUUCGCGGGAGGCACAGGGCUCGGAACUGUCGCGCCUCAUUUCAUCUUGGCGCGGGCUAGCGUUUGAUUUCCCUUCUGUUGCGAAAUUUCCCUUGUUUUUAAGCCGCCGCGUCAGUUCAUCUGAUUAGUACGAAUGUCUGAAUGAAACCUAGAUGGAUUAGUUUGUUUCGGUAGUGUGGGUUCCCUUUUCCUUACAAAAUUACCCCCUCUUUUAAUUGUCGAUGCGCUAUGCUUCUUGAUUUCUCACAACCUUGUGUCAUUGUGUGGAAGUCCAUCCUUCCUUGAUCAGGGACGCCUUCUGCGCAUCUUGAGUUGACAAGUUAGUUUUGUGCAAUGCAGGGAUAGAACUACACUUGAGGGCCUAUCCUAAUGUCAUUGCACAUAUAUUUGUAUGCCCUAAAUCAGUCAGUCCUCAUCGUCCCAUGGAUAAAUUUAUUUGUAUAUUCAUGUUGUCACUAGUGCCAGUAAUUAUUAGUGAUUCAGAUGACUCAUCAUGAAAGCUAAUACUGUUGAUCUGGUCCUCUUACAAUUAUAUGAUGAAAUGCGGGGACAAUUUUGAAUUGCUUGUUAUCAAUACCACGAGUCACAUGCAUGGACAAGGUGAAUGAUAUGUGGGUGCAUAAUUAUGAUUAGUGAUGACAUGUGUUCAGGUGCCACGUGCAAUGGCGAGGAGCCGCUCUCCCAAGGGCGAAGGUGACAGCAGGCGACGAAGCCCUCCUAGGAGAAGUUCUGGUGAGCAAGGAGGAAGGAAGGAACAAGGUCCUGUAAGCCUCUUGGUGCGUAACAUCCCUCAUAACUGCAGAUCCGAAGAUCUUCGAGUUCCUUUCGAAAAGUUUGGUCCUGUUUGGGAUGUUCACAUGCCAAAAGAUUACUACAGUGGGGAGCCAAAAGGGUUUGCUUUUAUUGAGUUUUCUGACCCCCAUGAUGCUUCUGAGGCGCAAUAUCACAUGAACAGUAAGCUGUUUUGUGGACGUGAGAUUAAAGUUGUUCCUGCCACGGCGAAACGGAAAAGGCCCGAAGACAUGCGUAGACAAACUGGAGUAAGAGUUCAUUCUGGUUCUAAAAGGCGCCAUCUUUCUCGCCAUGGACGGUCUCGUUCUCGUUCACACUCCCGUUCUCCUCGCCACGGUGGUCGUGAUAGAUCGCGGUCACAUUCUCCUGCCCCAAGAAGACGUGGUGACUACUCUGCUUCACCAAAGAGAAAGGAAGAGUGCCAGGCAAAAUCGUCAGGACAGUCAAAAGAACAUGACAACGAUAAGAAGCUGGGACCCUGUACUCCUGGUGAUAGAAGUGAACACCAUGACACCGAUAAUGAUUCCAACGAGAGGCAGGCAACACCUGACUAUUCUGCUGUACCAAAGAGAAAGGAAGAGUGCCAGACAAAAUCACCAAAGCAGCCAAAUGAACAUGAUGUGGAUAAGAAGUGUGUAUCUUUUAGUCCUGAUAAAAACAACUGCCGUGAUGCUGACAAUGGCCACAAUGAGCGAGAUGACUACUCUACUUCAUCAAAGAAAAAGGGAGAACGCCUGGCAAGAUCACCAAGAUUGUCCAAAGAGCAUGGUAAGGAUAAGAAGCAGAGAUCCUAUAGUCGUGAUGAUCGAAGUGACUGCCGUGAUGCUGAUAAUGGUUUCAAAGAGAGUCCGGCAACAACUGAUGGUAAGGGAUCAUCUCCCCACCAGAAGUCACCCAGAUCAUCCUCUGGAUCACACUCAAGAAGGCGAGAUGCCUACUCUGCUCCCCCAAAGGGAAAAGAAGAGCGUCGGGAGCAAUCACCAAGACAGUCAAAAGAACAUGAUAAACAUAGGAAGUGGAGAUCAAAUACUCCUGAUGAUAGAAAUGACUGCCGUCAUGUUGAUCAUAGUCACAAUGAUAGCAAUUUGCAUGUCGACAGGAAGCCGGUAACACCUGACGGUGAGGGAUCCCAUGCCUGCCGGAGGUCACCCAGACCAUCUUCUGGAUCACACUCAAGAAGGCGAGAUGACUGCUCUGCUUCCCCAAAGAGAAAGGAAGCGCGCUGGGCAAAAUCACCAAAACAGUCCACUGAACAUGAGGAUGAAAAUAGGAGGUCCUGUUCUCCUGAUGAUAUAAAUGGGCGGCAUAAUUCUGUUGAUUGUUACAAGAAAAAGCGAGAUGGCUACUCUGCUUCCCCGAAGAUAAAGGAGUGUCGGUUGGAAUCACCACAACCGACAAAAGAACGUGAGGAUAAGAAGAGAUCCUAUGCCCCUGAUGAUGGAAUUGACCGUACUGAUGCUGACAAUGGCUACAAUGAGAGGCGUGCAGGACCUGACUGUGCUUCACAAAAGAGAAUGGAAAAGCCUUCCCAAGCAAAUUCACAAAGCCAGUCAAAAGAACAUGAUAACGAUAAGAAGCACAGAUCCUAUACUCAUAUUGAUGGAAAGGAGCUCCGCGAUGCUCAUAAUGGUUCCAAAGAAAGGCGAAAGGAUGACUCAGCUGCUGGAAAGAGAAAGGAAGAGCGCCAGGCAAGUUUACCAAGGCAAUCAAAGGAAUAUGAUGAACAUAAGAAGAGUGGAUCCUAUACUCGUGAUAACAGAAAUGACUACCGUGAUGCUGAUAACGGUUCCAAAGAAAGGCAAAAGAACUACCCAGCUGCUGGAAAGAGAAAGGAAGAGCACCAGGCAAGUUUACCAAGACAAUCCAAGGAACAUGAUGAACAUAAGAAGAGGGGAUCCUAUACUUGUGGUAACAGAAAUGAGCACCGUGAUGCUGAUAAUGGUUCCAAAGAAAGGCAAAAGGACUACCCAACUGCUGGAAAGAGAAAGGAAGAGCACCAGGCAAGUUUGCCAAGACAAUCAAAGGAACAUGAUGAACAUAAGAAGAGGGGAUCCUAUACUUGUGAUGACAGAAAUGAGCACCGUGAUGCUGAUAAUGGUUCCAAAGAAAGGCAAAAGGACUACUCAGCUGCUGGAAAGAGAAAGGAAGAGCACCAGGCAAGUUUACCAAGACAAUCAAAGGAACAUGGUGCGCAUAAGAAGAGGGGAUCAUAUACUCGUGACGAUAGAAAUGACCUUCGUGGUGCUGAUAAGGGUUCCAAAGAAAGGCGAAAGGACUACCCAGCUGCUGGAAAGAGAAAGGAAGAGCACCAGGCAAGUUUACCGAGACAAUCAAAGGAACAUGAUGAACAUAAGAAGAGGGGAUCAUAUACUCGUGAUGAUAGAAAUGACCUCCGUGAUGCUGAUAAUAGUUCCAAAGAAAGGCGAAAGGACUACGCAGCUGCUGGAAUGAGAAAGGAAGAGCGCCAGGCAAGUUUACCAAGACAAUCAAAAGAACAUGAUGAGCAUAAGGGUAGGGGAUCAUAUACUCGUAAUGAUAGAGAUGACCCCCGUGAUGUUGAUAAUGGUUCCAAAGAAAGUCGAAAUGACUACUCAGCUGCCCAAAAGGGAACGGAGGACCACAGGGCAAAAUCAUCAAGACAAUCAGAAGAACAUGAUAAUGAUAACAAGAGGGGAUCAUAUACUGUUGAUGAUAGAAGCCACCACUGCGAUGCUGAUAAUGGUUCAAGAGAAAAGCGAGGUGACUUCUCAGAUUCCGGACAGAGAAAGGAAGAGUACCGUGGGAAAUCACUAAGACAGUUAAAGGAACAUGGCGACAAUAAGAAGAGGGGAUCAGAUACGCCUGCUGAUAGAAAUGACCUCCGUGAUGUUGAUAAUGGUUGCAAUGAGAAGCUGGCAACACAUGGCGGUAGCCCCUGCCCUGGCCAGAGGUCGCCGCUACCAUCUUGUGGAUCGGGCUCAAGAUCAGAGGACAAGACUCUGCUUGACGCAACGACUGAUAGGAUCAUGGAAAUGUAGGCAUGCAGUCCCUUGUGUGUGUAAAGCCUGCAAGGCUGACUAGUGCUCAUGGGUUGAGCUAGCCGACUGGUGUGUAAGAAGCAAACCGUUGGAUGUAACUCCACUAGAUUAGCAUGUUGGAUCUGUUGCGGGGCAGCAAAUGUUUGAGAGAAGCCUGGGUUUGCAUCAAUGGACUUGAAGAGUCUAUAAAAAUCAGAACUGCAUGGUGA